GCCCACCAGCCCACCCUGUCUUUGUGACAAUACUUGAGCAGCUUCGAUCCCGAUACCGGCACCGACCCGUACAUCACCACCUUGCCCACACCUACCCGUAUCUUCUGCCGCCAUGGAUCUAGUGAACCACCUCGAGGGACGCCUCCUGUUUGCGGUGCCUAAAAAGGGCCGCCUGCAGGCGCACUCCCUAAACCUGCUCGAGGGAGCCGACAUCCAGUUCAGGAGAGAGAACCGCCUGGACAUCGCCCUGGUUAAGAACCUGCCCAUCGCCCUCAUCUUCCUGCCCGCGGCCGACAUCCCCACCUUUGUGGGCGAGGGCCGCGUCGACCUGGGUAUCACGGGCGAGGACCAGGUCCAGGAGCACGACGCCGGCGUCCGCGCCGCGAACCGCGCCCGGUGGGGCUCAUCGGGCCUCGCCAGCCCCGAGGGCGAGGGCGAGGGCGAGGGCGAGGGCGGGCAGAAGCAUCAGCAGCGCGGCUGCGAGACGGUGCUGGACCUCGGCUUCGGCGCCUGCAAGUUGCAGGUCCAGGUGCCACAGAAGGGCUCCUUCGCCUCCCCGGCCGACCUGGUCGGGAAGAACAUCGGCACCAGCUUCGUCCACCUGGCCGAGAAGUACUUUGCCAACCUCGAGCAGGCCGCCGGCCUCGACGGCGAGUCGGCGCCCCCGAAGCUCCGCACCAAGAUCAUCGAGCUGAGCGGGAGUGUCGAGGCCGCGUGCGCCCUUGGCGUGGCCGACGGCAUUGUAGACCUUGUUGAAUCUGGCGAGACCAUGAAGGCGGCAGGACUCAUGGCCAUCGACACGGUGGUGGAGUCAUCUGCGAUCCUGAUCAAGUCCAAGUCCCCGAGCAACCCGGAGCUGGUCGAGCUGAUCGCCUCGCGCAUCCGUGGCGUCAUCACGGCCCAGAGGUACGUGCUCUGCCAAUACAACGUCGAGCGGUCGAGGCUGGCCGAGGCCACGGCCAUCACGCCCGGCAAGCGCGCCCCGACCAUCACCGCCAUUGACCAGGAGGGGGCCGUUGCCGUCAGCGCCAUGGUGGAGAAGAAGAAUAUUGCGCCCGUCAUGGACGAGCUAACCAAGGUCGGCGCCACCGACAUCCUGGUUCUGGACAUCCACAAUGCCAGGAGCAGCUGAUGGCGUGGCUCGGGUUCCGGUAAAGGGAGAGGAAAAGGGGUUUGAGGCAAAAAAGGGAGGCGCAACAUUAAUAGAGCAAGAUAUCAUAUAUAGGUAUUAAUCGGGAAAUAUUCGUACUGAGAAA
This is a messenger RNA of Gaeumannomyces tritici R3-111a-1, 1256 nucleotides long. RefSeq lists its product as hypothetical. The record is from RefSeq and is a predicted model, not a curated record. Gene Ontology annotation, cellular component: cytoplasm. Gene Ontology annotation, biological process: L-histidine biosynthetic process. The coding region runs from base 113 to 1132 and encodes 339 amino acids. The transcript has 4 exons. Gene Ontology annotation, molecular function: magnesium ion binding; ATP phosphoribosyltransferase activity. NCBI's taxonomy places the organism in Eukaryota, Fungi, Ascomycota, Sordariomycetes, Magnaporthales, Magnaporthaceae.